AUGGUAGUAACCAGCCAUGCCAAGGAAACUACAAAGUUCUUUCCUGUCCUUUGGCACGGGGCAUUCUACGAUGGUGGUUACUUUGGCUUCAAUUGGACGCACCUGUCCUCUUCCUACCUGUUUACCGAGGUAGGUGAUGAUGGCCUUACCAAACUCACACUUGGCCAAGUUCAAAACUGCACAGAUGAUCAGACUUUUGAGACAAAGUCUGUUGCUGCUCAACAACAUGCGACCCUGGAAUGUCCUCGAGAGAAACUUCUGAAUUCUGACAAGCUGUACUGGAUCAGAAUCAUUUCUGGUCACCAGCUUGAACUCUUGGGAAGAACAACAGUCCUUGAUGAUGAAGGAGUUCAUAAAACUCCUCAUUUUACAACCAAACAAGAAAAUGAAAUUUUUAUUCUGCACAUUCACCAAACUCAGAUCAAUGACACUGGACUUUACUACUGCAUCCGGACCAGCUGGGACAGCAUAACCUUUUUGAGAGGAGUGUUUCUCAUUGUUGAAGGACCCCAAUCUUCCAUCUCUGGCAUCAUUCAAGCUCCUCCGUCUGCUGCGGUCCAUCCAGGAGAGUCGGUGUCUCUGCAGUGUUCGGUCCUCUCUGACUCUGAGAAGAAAACAUGUUCAGAAGAUUACAGAGUUCACUGGUUCAGAGCAGGAUCACAUCAAUCUCACCCCAGUUUCAUUUAUACUCAUGGAGGCAAUGCAGAGUGUGGAAAGUCUUCACAGAAAUGUUUCUAUAGCUUCUCUAAGAAGGUCAAUGUCUCUGAUGCUGGUACUUAUUACUGUGCUGUGGCUGCAUGUGGAGAGGUCAUGUUUGGAAAUGGAACAAAAGUAGACAUUAAAAAUUGGAAUCACACAGAAAUAGCUCUUUGUAUUGUCUGUGCUGCUUUGGCUGCAAGUGUGACUGUUUCAGUCUAUCUCAUUUGGACCAUCAAGAAGAAGAAUUUUAACUGUGGUGCUGAACCAGCCAGCAGUGAUCAGCAGGCAGAUGAAGCUGUGUUGACCUAUUCUGCGCCAACCUUCAGCAGGAGAAAAGUCACAAAAGCAGAAAGAGGAAACACACACUCGGCUCAGAAAGAGACGAUCUACACUGACGUGCGUUUUCACCACUGAGCAAGUGAAACUCUUAUUCUGAUUGACAAUAUUAAUGUAGUUAACAUGAGUAAAGUAUUAAAUGAAAUGCAUUUGCAUUUCAGUGAUAACGUAGUAAUUUGUGUUAUUUGUGUUAUUGCGAUUUCUUUUCAAGCUCUCAUAAAUACAGUUUAUGCCAUGUAAUGCUAUUUUUUUAAUGUAAAUUGCAACAGAGCAAAGUCACAGUUUGAAUUGAUUUCCUGAGUAUUUUAAAUCAGCUUUAUUAUAAAGUUUCCUUGAACUUCAUUGCCACAGGUGGCAAGCUAAAAUUACCUAAGCAAAUAGAAAAUAAACACAACAGCAGCAGCAGUUCAGUGCACAUCAUCAGUACUCUUUACACCUCUGAUUUAAAUCAUCACUCAUUCAUCUUGAAGUUCAUGUCUGUGAUGAUUAACAUUCAACUGUACCUCAGCUCAUGCUGAUUUUGAUGUAGUUUCU
Molecule: messenger RNA, 1569 nt
Organism: Salarias fasciatus (jewelled blenny)
Lineage: Eukaryota; Metazoa; Chordata; Actinopteri; Blenniiformes; Blenniidae
Exons: 6
Coding region: 1-1113 (370 amino acids)
Biological process (GO): response to bacterium
Source: RefSeq, a predicted model, not a curated record